AUGGCAAACCUCUGCAGUGAAAAUGAGAGAGCCAAAGCUAUUUUCCGACGGCUGUCGGCAGUCAGUCCUCUGGUGUCGGCGGAGCGCGGACACAGAGACGCGGGCGGGAUGUCGUCGCGGCUCUCCUUCUCUCAGUACCGCUUAGAGGCAGAGGUCGAGCGCUGCCGCGCGGAGUGUCAGUGGGACAAGAUACCGUCUUUACUGGAGCAGCUCGCUGCCGCGCGCCUGCAUGACGACGAUGAUUACAGGACGCUGCUGCUGGCAGAAGCUCUGUUGGAGGAAUGUCUGCUGGAGAACAUGACCCUGCUGAAGAAUUCUACGUUUCUGACUGAACAAUCACAGCCCAAACUAGCCCGAGCCAGAGCUCACCUCGACAGCAUCCUUAGCAGAGGACGCCUGGAGCCACACUACCUGAAUGAAGCUCUGCUCCUGCUGGCUAAAGUGCACUAUGUUCAGGGACGCUACAGGGACGCCCAGGGCAUGUGUGCCAGAGCAGGUGUGGAUGAUUUCACCCGCCACGAGAAGCCUGUCUACCAACUACGCAUGCUGGCAGAGGCCUUUGUCAUCAAAGGUUUGUCUUUGGACCAUCAGUCUAUGUCAGGUGCUUCCCGUGUUAGACUGUCCGAGAGAGAGGAAGAGUGCCUGUCCUGUUACCUCAUGGCCUGUGAUGCUGGCCUGCUGUACCUGCAAGAGCUUGACAAGACUGUUUGCACGCCAAGUUCCAAAACAGCUAAAAGCGGUUCAUCAGUCCCAAAUUUUGACUUGGACCCAGGCUUCUUCCUGCAGGCAGCUCUUCAGAGUGCAUACCUGUCGCUACUGAGAAAAGGUCACUUGGCUCAGGGAACUCAGCAUCUGCGGCGGGUCAUGAGGGCUGUGGAGAGUCGGGGCUCUCAGAGUUUUCGUAAGACAGUAGCGCGCAGACUUGCAGAAGUGUUGCUGGGCUCAGUGUGUGAGGAAGCGUACUGGGGUCCACUGUCUCCUCCACCACCCGGCUGGCUGAAGAGAGAAGGAGCCACACACCCCAAAGACGCCAUCUACCCCUCGUCCGGACCACCACAGCGCUACAACACUGAGGGAGCUUUCUGUCCACAGGACGUGGUUGAAGAGGCGGUGCUGGUGCUCCUCAUCACAGAAUCAAUGGCCAGUGGCGAGGCGGUGAUCAGCCGCACACCGGAGCAUCAGGAGGCGAGGGAGAGCAGCAUGCAGGACGCCUCCUCUGUCUAUGACCUGCUGAGCAUCGCCAUGGCCAGGAGGGGGCAGUACGCCAUGCUGUCAGAGUGUUUGGAGCGGGCCAUGAAGUUCUCCUAUAAUGAGUUUCAUCUUUGGUACCAGCUUGGCUUGUCUUUGAUGGCAAGUGGGAAGAACGAGGGUGCAGUGUCAGUGCUUAAAGAGUGUGUAGCAAUGAAACCACAGGACCCCAUCCCACCUCUGCUUGCAGCAAAAGUGUGCAUCAACCAGCUGCACUGGCUGGAGGAUGCAGUGUUCCUCUCAGCAGGUGUGGUUGCUUUAGGAGGGGGUGCAGGAGAGUCCCUUCCUCGAGCUCAUCUGGCCAUCGGACUGUGCCGUAGUCUGCAGGCCUCUGACGCUACGCUGAAAGCUGAUCGUGAUGAGUUCAACAGAAGAGCGCUGCAGUCACUACGGAAGGCACAUGCACUGGACCCUGGGGACCCUCAGAUCUCCUUCUACCUCUCUCUGCAGCUCGCUCUGGUCCGACAGGUGUCAGAAGCGAUGGAGCCAUUGCAGUCAGCUCUGAAUAUUCGUGGGGAUGAUCUCCACUCUCUACAUCUGCUGACUCUACUGCUCAGUGCCCAGAAACACUACCAACACGCCCUUGAUACGCUUAAACUCACCAUUAACCAGCACCCGGACAACUUUAAUCUUCUCUUCACCAAAGUGAAGCUGGAGGAGGUUUUGUUCGGACCCGCUGCAGCGUUACAGACCUGUGCAGAAAUGCUGCAGCUGUGGCAGAGCCGCUAUGAUCUGACCCGCCUCAGUGAGGAGGAUGACACUAGCAGCAUACCUCCUGAUCCCGGGCCGCUGAGCAAGAAACCCAGUGGCCUCCAUCUCACGCUCCCAGACUUCCAGGAGACAGAGACCGGGUCUCACAGCGCCCCGUCUCUAGCUGUGUCCCGUCUGGAGCAGGCCAUGUCAGAGGUGUCGGCCAUCAGCUCCGCCCACAGACACGGCCCCGCCUACAUCUGGACAACCCUGGAACGCAUCUGGCUGCAAGCAGGAGAGUUGUUCAUGGCUGACGGGCGGAUGAAGGAAGCUCAGUUCUGUGUGCAGGAGGCAGGAACUCUCUUCCCCGCCUCACACUCAGUGCUGCUGCUCAAGGGCCGCGUGGCCGAGCUCAGGGCCAACGACACGGAGGCCAAGAGCCUGUAUGAUGAAGCUCUCGCCAUCAACCCCAGAGGACACCAGAUACUGCUGCAGCUGGGGAAGUUGUUGGUGCGCACAGGCCGCGUGGGUCUCGGGGAGAAGAUGCUGAGGGACGCGAUACAGGUGGAGAACACGGCUCACGAGGCCUGGAGCUGUCUAGGGGAGGCGCUGCAGAGCAGAGGCAGCGCACAGGCUCCCGACUGCUUCCUCACGGCAUUAGAGCUGGAGUCCAGCUGCCCUAUACGGCCCUUCACCAUCAUCCCACGAGAACUCUGACACGUCUCUCACACUCAUACACGUGUGUAUGAAUGACUAGAGCGAAUGCUGUUCUUCAAUCACUUUAAUGACACAUACUGUAUAACAAUAACUUUUAGAACAUUUAGGCUUUUUACUAAUGAAAGGGAAUGGUCUAAAGGUGUGGUCACAUUAGUGAAAUAUCAGCAAAAUUUUGGGGGUAAAAACGGUAUAAAGCAUUGAUCACCCAGAUAUCUUUUUCAAAUCAAGCUCUGGGAAUUCGUAUGACCAACUCGAAUAUGAGCAGAAACUGGGUAGGGAACUUUUUCGACUUUGCAUGAAACUCAUGUGAAAAUGACUGGAUUUCGCCUGCAAAAUGCACUAAGCAACUGUAUAUGUGACCACUCAUUAAUUCAGUAGCUAAAUUACAUUAGCACAAUUACAUUAGCUAAUUUUAAUGGGCGU
Cyprinus carpio (common carp) is the source of this 3078-nucleotide messenger RNA. Its product is annotated as tetratricopeptide repeat protein 7A-like. Lineage: Eukaryota; Metazoa; Chordata; Actinopteri; Cypriniformes; Cyprinidae. Gene Ontology annotation, cellular component: plasma membrane. The transcript is spliced from 21 exons. Bases 1 to 2655 code for a protein of 884 amino acids. Gene Ontology annotation, biological process: phosphatidylinositol phosphate biosynthetic process; protein localization to plasma membrane. The record is from RefSeq and is a predicted model, not a curated record. Gene Ontology annotation, molecular function: protein binding.